Molecule: messenger RNA, 640 nt
Organism: Laetiporus sulphureus 93-53
Lineage: Eukaryota; Fungi; Basidiomycota; Agaricomycetes; Polyporales; Laetiporaceae
Exons: 2
Source: RefSeq, a predicted model, not a curated record
CUCCGUUGAUAGUGGUUUCUCUGAUACAUGAAGACCAGUUUCUUGCGGCCGUUAUAGAAGAUAGGGCGCCUCAACGCUGCUUCAUGCAAAGCUCAUGCUGAAUGGAAGUCUUUGACACAGUGUUACCCUUUGCCCGUCAUACCCCUUUCCGCCACGAUUCACACGGGCAAUCUAUGCAAGUUCCUCUAUGAGGAAUAAACUCAACUUUUUCAAUAUGGAUGACGCACUCUCAGAUGCAUGCAUCACCGCAGCUACAUCAAGCCAUCACGCGCAAGAUGAAUUCCCGGAAAGAUCACAUUUCAUGUCUCGCUAUCCUGUUAUGAUGCCACGCGUUUGCUCUCUUUAUCUCAAAGAGUUGUAUAAGAGCCUUACAGGGACGUCGUCGCUCCCUCACGUAUACCUCUCACUACCCUUCAGCAUUCCCGCAUACUUGUACGCCAAGCCAUUCUCAGACAUGGUGGUUGCGUCUCUAGUUCUGUAUUUAACAAACGGCAAGCCAUCGCUGGGUUCGGACCUCUUCAUUGCGCCGCGUGGAACGCAUACUUUUUUUUACUGUGGGAAGUGGCGAUGGCGAGGAACUGCUGGUUUCGGAUGUCACAGUGAGUUCCAUAUUUGUCUUCUUUUGUUGUCCGUAUCUCCU